GAGUUUCCCCGACAGCUGGAGGUUGCGGCGGCGGCUCCUCCUCCCCGCUCGAGCCAGGGCCCCCCGCGCUCCUCCUUAUUUACAAACACACAAAGGGCCGGGCCGGGGUCGCGUCUGCAGCCGGCAUGGGAGACAAGAAGAGCCCGACCAGGCCGAAGCGGCAGCCGAAACCCUCCUCGGACGAGGGCUACUGGGACUGCAGCGUGUGCACCUUCCGGAACAGCGCCGAGGCCUUCAAGUGCAUGAUGUGCGAUGUGAGGAAGGGCACCUCCACCCGGAAACCUCGACCUGUCUCUCAGCUGGUUGCACAACAGGUUACUCAGCAAUUUGUGCCCCCUACACAAUCAAAGAAAGAGAAAAAAGACAAAGUAGAAAAGGAAAAAAGUGAAAAGGAAACAACUAGCAAAAAGAACAGUCAUAAGAAAACCAGGCCAAGAUUGAAAAAUGUGGAUCGGAGUAGUGCCCAGCAUUUGGAAGUUACCGUUGGAGAUCUGACAGUCAUUAUUACAGACUUUAAGGAGAAAACUAAGUCACCACCUGCUUCCAGUACCGCAUCUGCAGAUCAACACAGUCAGAGUGGUUCUAGCUCUGACAAUACAGAGAGGGGAAUGUCCAGGUCAUCUUCGCCCAGAGGAGAAGCCUCAUCGUUGAAUGGAGAAUCUCAUUAAAGUUUAUUUUCUCCAGUUUCUUUAGUCUCUUCUCUUCAAAACAUGCAAAUACACAACUUCUGCCAACAGCUACCACAUUUUCAUGACAGAUUAUCCAUGCACAAUUGAUAUGUUUACUGGAACAUAAUUUAUGCAGUUUUACAAAAGUGAAGUGAAGCAGUAGAAAUAAUAAUUUAAAUGCAAUCUACAAAUGCCUACAAAGCAUUUUCAGACUAACUUUUUAAUCUUCACAUUUAAAGGUGCCAUGAAAAUGUGGUUUGAAUGUUCAUUAUGCAGUGUUAUUGGUAAGUCCAUUUUCACUUUUAGUUUAGUGAAUUCUAACACAACUCUUGGAGUCUCUACUAUUGGCGUGUACUGAAUUAAAAUUUUUAUAACAUAGUUCAAGCUGCCUAAAUAUGUAUUAUUUGAGAAUUGUGAAACAUAGUUAUAUGUAUGCAAAUCAAAGAUCAACUUAAUCAACUAUUGCUGCAACAGAAUUUUCAUAAUUAUUAUCUUCUUAAAAACACCUGCUGGUACUUGGUGUGCUUAAAUAGGAAAAAUGUUAUUAAAUAAAACAUUUGUAUGAAUUUUUGCCAAUGUUUGACAUCGUUUACUAAAUUACUGUUACUGAAUUAUGUUGCUGGUUUUACCAAUAUUUUCCUCAUACUUAAAACACUUAUUGUAAUGUUUACGAACAAAAAGAGUGAACAUACUAUGAGCAUUGGUUAUUUAGCUUUAUAAUUCAGAUACAGUACUACAUUGUCAUUAGACACUGAUAGUCUAUGUUCUAUAACCCGAUAUCAAAUCUCAAAUGACUAAGCAUUUGGCAAAAAGUAAAUUUUUAAAAUCUGAAAUUCUGGAAAAGCUUUAAAAAUAACUUUUUAGUACAGUUUUCAUUUCUGCUUAGCAUUAUUUCCUUGCCCCAAACUUGCCCAGUGUCAUAGUCGCAUAUCAGUGUAGUACAAAAAUACUAUGUUGCACAGGAGUAAGGAAAUAAGGAAUACUAUCACAUUUUGUUCUUAGAUCAGCUUCUUUGAUUUUGAAUUGGCCCUUUAUUAAAUACUGUAGCAUCAGUCAUAAAUGCAGUACCCUAUUUUCUGGCAUAAACUGUCAACAUUUAUGCAUUUAGCAAUAUACUGAUACAGAGCAAAAAUAUUUACAGUCCCACCCGGUAUUAUGUAAAAUAACCAAUAAAAUAUUUUUAUGAAUACAGAUUUUGCAUUUUUGUUUACAACUAGGUGUUGGUUUUUUUUUUUAUGCACAAAAAAAUCCAUAUAUAGAUUUAAAUUAUAGGGUCAGAUUCAAUACAAAAAUGCAUCUGGCUCCUGUCCAAAGGAAGCCCAUUCACAUCCCAGUAAUUCUCUCUUCUCUUUGUGUCUCAUUCAAAAUAUGUAUUUUUGGGCCAAUGUGAAAGUGGGAUGGACUUUUUUUGGUAGUGAAUCCAGCCCUAAAAUAUCUUCAUAUGAUGCAUCCUGAUAACAGCUAAAAUAAUGGAUUUUUGUAGACCCUGAUAAUUGUGAUGUUUGGUGGUUUCUUGUAGUAAUGUAUCUUUCUGUUUUUUAAUGCAGUACUUCUACAGGCACAAUGGUACUGUCUAUUUUGUAAGAUGCGAGUUGUGAAAUACAGUUAGUUGCAUAAAAUGAAAGUCUGAUGUGAUAUCUAAAAAUUUACAUACCUCAUUCCUUGGUGUUACUGUUAAACUUUUAAAAAUCCAAUGUUAAUUAUAGGUUAUUUCAAAUGGACAACUACUGACCUGGUUAAAAUGUAUUAUGCUUUACCUUACUAAACAUUUCUUCAUUCCA
Molecule: messenger RNA, 2449 nt
Organism: Emys orbicularis (European pond turtle)
Lineage: Eukaryota; Metazoa; Chordata; Testudines; Emydidae
Gene: YAF2
Product: YY1 associated factor 2
Exons: 4
Coding region: 126-668 (180 amino acids)
Biological process (GO): positive regulation of DNA-templated transcription
Cellular component (GO): nucleus
Molecular function (GO): transcription coregulator activity; DNA binding
Source: RefSeq, a predicted model, not a curated record